This is a messenger RNA of Eurytemora carolleeae, 889 nucleotides long. It is a transcript of the gene EMC8-9, whose product is annotated as ER membrane protein complex subunit 8/9 homolog. Gene Ontology annotation, cellular component: EMC complex. Bases 11 to 673 code for a protein of 220 amino acids. The transcript is spliced from 5 exons. NCBI's taxonomy places the organism in Eukaryota, Metazoa, Arthropoda, Copepoda, Calanoida, Temoridae. The record is from RefSeq and is a predicted model, not a curated record.
UUGAAAACUGAUGCAGAAUCUUUCAAAUAAAUCAUAUUUAUUAUUUUUUUUUCAGAGAAAAAUGUCUAAUAGAGAAUAUGAGAUAUCUACCCGGGCCUACUGUAAGAUGAUUAUGCAUAGCGCUAAAUAUCCUAACUCUAGUUUGAACGGUCUGCUCUUGGCCCGAAGAGAAGAUAUGAACCGUGGAAAGACUGUUCGGUUCUGUGACUCCAUACCUCUCUUUCAUAUUGCAGUUGGUCUAACUCCUAUGCUGGAGAUGGCGCUUGCUCAGGUUGAAACCGAGGUAGCUGAGUCAGGAUUGGUUAUAGCAGGUUUCUACCAUGCUCAUGAUAACAUCAAGGAUAAUCAUAUUGAUGUAUUCUCACAGAAAGUAGCAGAUAAGAUUCAAGAAAACCAACCUUCUGCCGUGCUUGUUACUCUGGAUAGUAAACGUCUUUCUUCAAACAUAGAAUCCGCAGGACUUAUUCUUUAUCAGAAUACAGACGGGAAAUGGAAGGAGGUUGAGCGGAGCGGAGUAAAACUAGAACAUGAAACUAUAUCUCUGGCUUGUGCUUCAGCUCUAGUACAGAAGAGGAUAUACAGAGAAAUUGUGGAUUUUGAUAAUCAUCUCGACGAUAUUUCUCAGGAUUAUCUGAAUGUAGAACUGAAUAUGCAGAUAGAUUCAUGUCUCUAGUUUCAGUCUACCCAGUGCAAUUCCUGGCAUUAUUCUCAGGAUAUCUUCUCCGAUACUCACCUAAACACAUUUUUAUUCUCAAUGUAUACAUAGAAACUAAGGUUUAACAACCUCCGAAAUUGCAUAGCUUCCAACACCCACCACCCAGUAUCUAUUUGCUUUGCAGCCUCUAGUACUACCUAAUACUACUCAGCCUCCAAUUCAUCUAGCCUCCAA